Messenger RNA from Motacilla alba alba, 2118 nucleotides. RefSeq names its product FKBP prolyl isomerase 8 (gene FKBP8). Gene Ontology annotation, molecular function: protein binding; peptidyl-prolyl cis-trans isomerase activity. The record is from RefSeq and is a predicted model, not a curated record. Lineage: Eukaryota; Metazoa; Chordata; Aves; Passeriformes; Motacillidae. The transcript has 9 exons. Bases 159 to 1388 code for a protein of 409 amino acids.
UGGCGGCCCCUUUAAGGCGUCGGGGGGGCGAGCGGGCGCGCGGCUGACGAGCGUGCUCCCCGCCCAAUGGCGUCGCGCGGUGGGCGGUGCCGGACCAAUAGGAGCAAGGGGGGCGGGGCCUGAGCCCGCGCGUUCGCGGGCCAGGUUGCUCCGCCGCCAUGGCGUCCAGCGGGGAGGAAGCGAGGAGCGGCUCCCCGGGCCGGGCGGGCACCGGCACCGAGGCGGCGGCGGCGGACGCGGCUCAGCUGGACACGGCGGAGGAUUUCGAGGUGCUGGAAGAGGACGAGGAGGAGGAGGAUGAGGAUGACCUGAGCGAGCUGCCCCCGCUGGAGGACGUGGCCCGGCCGCCGGCCCCGCCGCGGGAGGACGCGCAGCCCCCGGAGCGGGGCGCGGGGGACGCGGCCGGGGACCCCGAGGAGUGGCUCGAUGUUUUGGGGAAUGGUUUGCUCAAGAAGAAGACGCUGGUGGCGGGCCAGGGUGUGGAGAGCCGUCCCCAGAAGGGCCAGGACGUGACAAUCCGCCUGAAGGCCACGCUGGAGGAUGGCACCGUGGUGGAAGAGGAGCCUGCCCUCACCUUCACGCUGGGGGACUGCGAUGUCCUGCAGGCUCUGGACCUGUGUGUGCAGCUCCUGGAGAUGGGCGAGACGGCUUUGAUCGUGUCAGACGCCAAGUACUGCUACGGAGCUCAGGGCAGGAGCCCCGACGUCCCCCCCGACGCGUCCCUCACGCUGGAGGUGGAGCUGCUGGCGGCUCGGGACGCGCCGGACCUGGAGCUGCUCAGCGGGAAGGAGAAGAUCCAGCUGGCCAACCGCAAACGGGAGCGCGGCAACUUCUUCUACCAGCAGGCAGAUUACGUGCUGGCCAUCAACUCCUACGACAUUGCCCUCAGGAUUGUGGGCUCCAGCUCCAAAGUGGAUUUCAGCCCGGACGAGGAGGCCGAGCUGCUGGACGUGAAGGUGAAGUGUCUCAACAACCUGGCGGCCUCGCAGCUGAAGUUGGACCAUUUCAAGGCAGCUCUCAAGUCCUGUAACCUCGUGCUGGAGCACCAGCCGGGGAACAUCAAGGCUCUCUUCCGCAAGGGGAAGGUGCUGGCUCAGCAGGGGGAGUACAGAGAGGCCAUUCCCAUCCUGAAGGCAGCGUUGAAGCUGGAGCCUUCCAACAAGACCAUCCACGCCGAGCUCUCCAAGCUGGUGAAGAAGCACGCGGACCAGAGGAACGUGGAGACGGAGAUGUACAGGAAGAUGCUCGGGAAUCCCAGCGCCGCCAGCGCCCCCAGGAAGUGCAAAGACAAACUGCCCUGGUCCAUCCCCUGGAAGUGGCUCUUCGGCGCCACGGCCAUCGCGCUGGGCGGCGUGGCCUUGUCCGUGGUCAUCGCUGCCAGGAACUGAGCGUGGCGCUGGGGUGGCCCCUCGGCACAGGAGCGGUGCCAGGUCCCGCCCGUCGCUGCCGAGGGGCUCCCCCGAGGCUCUGCCACCCCUUCCCGGGACUCGCGGCUCCAGCAGCACGGAUGCUUGCUCUGCCGGAGGUGCCGGAUCUCUCUCCCGGCGUUCCCCACAUCCCUCCCGGCACGGGUGGGUGCCGGCAGAGCAGGGACCCCCAGGCAGCCUCCUGGCAUUCAGGGGCUCGGCCCCCAGCCCCGAGGGUGUUGGGGGCAGCGGGAGCUGCCUCUCUCCGGUACAUCCUGGCCGUGCCCAUCCCGGGCGUUGUGGUCCUGCUGCCAGGGCAGGAUGGGCAGGGGGUGGCGUGGAGAAGGAAGCUGUUGGAAGCGAUGUGGAUGUGCCCAGGGGGAAAUGCGGCGACAUUCCCUGAUUCCUGGGGGCUGCCAGGGACUCGGCCCUCCCGGAGGUACCCGCUGCCCUCCUCCGCACAUCCCCGGAGCGUGCAAUGUCCAAAGGAAGCCAAAGAAACCCGCGGUGGGAGGGAUGGAGGAGGGGAGCGCUGGAGACCCCCUGUCCAGGCUGUCUUCCUGUGGGUCCAAGCCCGUCGGGGGGUUCCUCCCUGCCCUGCAGCCCCCCCAGCGCCUGCCCAGCCUCAGCUCUGCUCAUGGGGGGGUUGUAGCACUGUCCUUGCACCCCAAACUGACUGUGAACUUCCCAAAUAAAGGACAAUUCCUUCACA